AUGCAAAAAACAGAAGAAAAUUUAUUAACACUUAUUAAAAUAGUUGAGGAUUUUAGUACGAAAUGCACAAUCUAUAAGAACAAAUGUAUUUCUAAUUUAAUGUUUUCAAAUAAUGUAUAUACAAAAAAUUCAAAUGAUAAAAAUGACAGAGAAGAAUUUUUAAAAACUUUUAAUGAUUUUUUAAGAAAACUUAAUAUUUUGCAUCAUCACUUUUCAGAAGACAAUAAUACAGGUGAAAAUGACCAAAGUAUAGAUAUAAUAUAUAAUAAAGAUAAAAACAUAAAUUGUAUAAAUAAUGAUGAAAAUAAAGACAUAAGUAAUACAGAAAGUUCUUUUGAAAGAAGUUUAAAUAAUGAAAAAGAUAUGAAGAUAGACCUGAAAAAAAAGAUUAAAGAAGAGGAAGAAAAAAAAAAAACAAAGUGCAUAGUUGAAGAAAUAAAAUUAGUAAAUGGUUUAAAUAGGAAUGAUUUAUCAAAAAAUGAUAAAAAAUAUAGUCUAAGUAUGUAUGAAGGAUAUCAUACUGAUUCAAAUACUGAAUCUUCUUUAACUAAUACAGAAAUAAGUAUUGAAAAUGAAGACAUACUUAAUAAAAGAAAUAAUAUCUUAAUAAAAUAUGUCAUAGAUUUAGAUUAUGCACUAAAUGUUAGGAGAAUAUCAAAGGAAAAUUUAAUAGAAGAAAUUAAAGAAUUUUAUACUAUUCAUAAUAGUAAUAUAAAAUUAAAUGAUUAUUCAAAGUAUUUAAGUUAUGAUAUCAUCAAUAAAUUAAAAAAAAAAAUUGAUAAAGAUAAUUUUAAUCUUAUUAAUAAGCACGGAAACCCUUUUAAAAAUAACAAAUUUUUUUUUAAUGUUCCUAAUAAUUACUUUUUUACUAAGAGUUACAAUGAAAAAAACAAGGAUAUUUUAUAUACAUCUAACAAUACAAAUUAUGAAAAAAGUUUAAAAGGUGUAAAUGUAUAUUCACUAUCUUACAAUUCAUCUACAGUUAAUGGAAAUAAUUACAAUUUUUGCACAAAUAACGUAUUAAGUAGAAAUAAUUCUAAUAAUAAAUAUAGUUCUCCUAAUUUUGGUAUAUUAGAACGUCAACUUUCUCCUAAUUUUGGUUCAUUUGAUGAAAAUAAUAAAAAUGGAAAUUUUAGUUAUAAGGAUGAAAAUGAAUAUCACAAGUGUUCUGAUUAUGAAGAAGAAAAAUGUAGUAUAUAUUUUAAAUAUAAUUCAAACAAUGACCCAAUAGAAAAUAAUAAAGUAUUAAGUAAAUGUUCAACUACCCUAUCUUCAAAAAAUAUGAAUAUAAGUAAUUCUCCUGAUUAUAGUAGUAAUUAUAAUAAUGAAGAUGAACUAACUAAUAAUUUGAAUGAUAAAACAGAAUUAGAAGAUGAGAAUACAUAUGAAAUAAAUAACAUAGAAAACAAAAAAAAUAAUUUAAGUAGUAAUACAAGCGAUUUUUAUCAAAGCAUAAGUGAUUUUUACAAAAAUAAAGAAAACUACAAUUGUGAUGAAAAUAAUCAUACAUAUAUUCGAAAUAAUUCUCUUUUUUUGAAUAGUAAUGAAACAGAGGUAAAUACAAAUAAUAAAAGUUGUCAUCAAAAUAGAGAAAAUAUUAUUAAUUUAUGCUUUGAUGAUGAAUUAUCCAAUGCGAUAACCUUAAAUAAUGACUCCUUUACAAAUCAAGAUAAAAAAAAUUGUUAUCAUUCUGAAAAAAAUGGCCAUAUAAGCAAUUAUAAAAUAGAUUGUAACGGUAUAAAUUUAUAUAAUGAAGAAAAAGAAAUAAAUAUAGGAAAAUUAAUGGAAUAUGAAAAAGAUGAAAGUAGAUGGUUUGAUGAAUAUUGUAAUGGAGAUUAUAAUUUAUUUAGAUCAAAGCAAUUGAAAAAAAAGAAGGAAGUAAUGCUUCAUUAUUUAGAUAAUAUGUCGAAUAAUAAAAAUAAAGACGAAGAAUUAGACAAAAGCAAUAUGAAUGAAAUAGAUAGCAUUAAUCUUAAUAAAGAUUAUACUAAUUAUGAUAAUACUUAUAAUGUAAUUAAUCUAAAAGUUAUGUAUGAAAAUAACAAAGGAGAAUUUGGUUCUAAUGAGGAAAUAAACUUUUUUCCUAGUCAAAUUAUUUUAAAUAAGUAUCAAGUAGUAAAAAUUUUAUCUAAAACUAAAUUUAGCACUACACUAAAAUGCUUGAAUUUACUUUAUAAAAAAGAUAGAAAACAUAAAAAAACUCAUCCUGUAACUACUGUUAUAAAUGAUAAAGAAAGUAUACAUAGAUAUAAUGAUGAAAAUAUGUCAAUAUCAUUAAAUAAUUUAAGAAAUGAAAAAAAUAUAUUAAGUUCAAAUGAAUGUAAUAGAAAGAAAAAUUGUGAUUCAAAAUAUUUUCUUAGAAAAAAUAAAGAAAAGGAUUAUAAAUAUGUAUGUUUAAAAGUAAUGAAAAAUGGAAAAAGUUUCUUAGAUCAAGGAUUGUUCGAAUUAAUUGUUUUAAAUAUGUUGUGUGAUGAAGAUAACAUAAAUGCUAAUAACAAUGACAAAUUAACUAAUAAAAAUAUUAUACAACUAUAUGAUUAUUUUUAUUUUAAAGAACAUUUAAUAAUUGUAACUGAAUAUAUGCAAAGUGAUCUAUAUAACUAUUUUAUUAAAAAGGGAAAACUAGGAACUAUCGGUCAAUUACAAGUAUUGGCAAAAAAUUUGCUAGAAGGAUUAGCUUAUGUUCAUUCUAAAAAUUUAAUACAUUGCGAUAUAAAACCUGAAAAUAUUAUGAUAAAUAUGAAAAAAAAAAAAAAUGCAAAACAACGAAAAAAAAAGAGUAACGAGAAUAUUACUAACGAAAAGGAAGGAAAUUAUUACAAUUCAAAAAAUUUCAGAGUUUUAAAAAUAACGAAAAAUGAUAAUUCAGAACAUGAUUUACAUAACGAUAAAAAUAAUCAGGAUAAUUUUAUACCUAGCUUAAAUAAGAAUAAUUUAGAUAUUCAUAAUACAGAUUUCAAAAAUCCUAAUAAUGAUUUAAAUAAAUAUUAUAUUAAUUCGAAUGAAUUUAGUAAUUGCUCAAAUAAAUUUAUUAAUGAUUUAUACAAUCUUAGAGAAAAUUCAAAAAACUCUAAUAACUCGCACAUUUUUAGCGAUGAAAAAUUUGAUAAAAUUAAAAUAAUUGAUUUUAAUAGUGCUAUAUAUGAAAGUGACAAAUUAGAAAUGUAUGUUCAGACAAGAUCCUACAGAUCACCUGAAGUACUAUUACAGCAAAAUUACGACAGAAAAAUUGAUAUAUGGAGUCUUGGUUGCGUACUAUUUGAAUUUUUAACAAAAAAAAUAUUAUUUGAUCAUCAAAAUAUAUAUCGUUUUAUAUAUUCUAUAGUUUCAUACAUUGGAUAUUUUCCAUUCUAUAUGAUUUAUGAAUGUAAAAUACCUUAUAUUUUUACAAAACAUGGCUUAAUGAUUCUUAAAAAAAUUAUUAUUGAUAAAAAUUAUGAGAAUUAUGUUAAGGAAAAACAAAUUGAUGAAAUUUAUGAUCAAGAAGUAAUUUUUAAUUCAAAAGAUUUUUUUCGUUUAAACAAAAAAGAAGAUUUUGAAAAUGAAUUAUUAGAAAUAGAACAACAAAAUAAUGAUGGUUCAUCCAACCAAGGGAAUCAAGAAAUAUAUUAUGACGUUUGUUAUCCAUGUGAGAAUUUUUUAAAAGACAAUUUUCAUGUUGGUGAUUUAUUAUUUAUAGAUUUCCUUUUAUCAUUAUUACAAAUCGAUCCAUGCAAGAGACUUGAUUCAAUUCAAGCAUUGAAACAUCCUUGGCUUACACCCAAUAUAUAUGAAGAUGGUUUAUAA
Molecule: messenger RNA, 3786 nt
Organism: Plasmodium gallinaceum
Lineage: Eukaryota; Apicomplexa; Aconoidasida; Haemosporida; Plasmodiidae
Gene: SRPK2
Product: serine/threonine protein kinase, putative
Exons: 1
Coding region: 1-3786 (1261 amino acids)
Biological process (GO): peptidyl-threonine phosphorylation; peptidyl-serine phosphorylation
Cellular component (GO): cytoplasm
Molecular function (GO): ATP binding; protein serine/threonine kinase activity; protein tyrosine kinase activity
Source: RefSeq, a predicted model, not a curated record